AUGACAGCAGACCUGACCCUUAUCCAGUUUAUUGGUGUUCUAUUGAAGAACCAUCGUUUCUUUGUAGUAUUCAAAGGCAGAGUAGAGUACGUCUUCAAAGGAACGGUCCCCCAAGGGAAGACGUUGACCGAUGUUCUUGACCAGUCACAGCAGUGCUUCACUGUGAGUCACCUGAAAGCGAUCAACCCUGCUAUUAAGACCCAAAAAGAAAAACAAUGGCUGGACAGUGUUUUUGGGGAGCAGGAAUCCCAUUGUGAUGCGACUGCGCUCAUCGUCGCGGCCUGCGUGUAUUCAACAGCAUGCCAAUCAUGUGCCUUCACAUGCGGAAGUCUUUGUCUGCCUCAGAGCUAUGUAUGUGACGGUUUUGUUGACUGUGUGGACGGCACGGCUGCAGAUGAGCGCAACUGUCAAACCCAAACUCUAUGCCCUCUGGACUUUGAGAAAUGCCCGACCACAGCCGUGGGUACCCACAAUGCUUGCAUUCACCAGUGGCGUUGCGACGGGGACAAUGACUGUGGAGAUAUGUCAGAUGAAGACCGCACCUUCUGUGAGAAUACCCCUUGCCCAGCGAGCAUGAUCAAAUGUGCGGAUACAUUUCAGUGCCUGCCUGGCUACGCCUACUGCAAUGGAUUUAUGAAUUGCCAGGAUGGGUCAGACGAACCAGCAUCUUGCCUGGAUCCUGGUAAUACUUGUCCGGCCGAGCACUUCAAGUGCUUGAACGGUCGUCGCUGCAUUCCCAAUGUGUGGAUUUGUGACAUGGAAGACGACUGCGGCGAUAACUCAGAUGAGAGUGAGGACCUACACUCUUGCAGCACCCAUGCUUGCGACAGUACUCGCUACUUCACCUGCCAACGCAACCGCCCAGGCUACAGCCGCUGCAUCCCGCUGGAACUAUUGUGUGACGGGACCAGUCAUUGCGAGUAUGCUGAGGACGAGAACACAACCAUGUGUGGCACACCGCAGCCCUGUCUAGGUUACGAGUUCUUAUGCGACAACCAUUUGUGUAUUCCUAUAUGGUACCAAUGUGACCAUGACAACGACUGUGGCGACGGUAGUGAUGAAGGAGCUACGUGCGUAUACCCUACCUGCAAUUCUAAUCAGUUCACGUGCCACAACGGACGUUGUAUACCGCUAUCAAAUCGGUGUGACGGCUUUGACCAUUGCCGGGAUAAUUCUGACGAAGAAAAUUGCAUGUGUCCCGAUGAUCCUACCGGGAUGACCGAAUACUUCCAGUGUGUCAACAAGCAGUGCAUUGUCUCAACCCUUGUGUGUAAUGGUGUCCCCAACUGCAUGGACAGCUCUGAUGAGGGCAGUACUUGCGGCAUUAAUGAGUGUACCACUAACACGUGCCAGCACAGCUGCGUAGACACGCCGUUGUCCUACAUGUGCUUGUGCCCAAAUGGUUACGUCUUAGCGGAUGACCAACGUAACUGUGUCGACCUAAACGAGUGCGUAGAGACGCCUUGGCUGUGUGACCAGGUCUGUACGAAUAGUGAGGGAAGCUACGCGUGCUCUUGUGCACAGGGCUACACCCUGUCUAGUGACGGCUACAACUGUACCGUCACCCAGGGGGGCGAUCCUCACCUCCUCUUCGCCAACCGCUACUACAUCCGUUGGAUGGACGUUGCGGUGGGCUCUCAGGAUAGGCGCAUCGCGCAGGACUUCGAUUUGGUGGUGGCUAUUGACUACGACUACACGGGCGGCAAGAUAUACUUCUCAGACGUCCAAGCCCGGGCCAUCAUGCGGAUGGAUGUGGACUUGGUGAGCGGGAUCGGACUUGGCAACUUGGAGACCAUCCACAACCAUUCCAUCUUCAACGUCGAGGGACUCGCUGUUGAUUGGGUCACCAAAAAGCUGUAUUGGACGGACAAGGUCACUGAUUUGCUGGAGGUAUCAGAGCUGGAUGGUAGCAAUCGUCUGUCUCUUCUCCGCUCCGGUCUGUUUGAGCCCCGUGGUUUGGCUUUGGAUCCCCAAAAUGGGUAUGUCUACUGGUGCGAUUGGGGCCUGAGGCCAUACAUCGGCCGACUUGGAAUGGACGGAGCCAACAAAAUGGAACUCCACGAUGACAGAGUUACGUGGCCCAACAGCCUGACCAUAGACUACACGUCGGGCAUAGUUUACUGGGUUGAUGCCCAUUUGGACUACGUGGCCUACUCGGACCUGAACUUCCAGACAAUCCAUCAACUUCUCCACGACGGCGAUCGGCACACCGUGGCCCACCCCUUCGCCAUCACUGUGUUCGACAAUACAGUCUACUACACCGACUGGAACCUGAAGAAGAUCUUCAAGGCGAAUAAGUACAGCGGGGCGGAGGUUGAGCUCACUAGCACCAUUCACCGGCCGUUUGACAUCAAGGUGGUCCAUCCACUGCGACAACCCCAUAUGACCAAUAUCUGCGGGCCAAACACCUGCCCCGGACUGUGCCUGAUUGCCCCUGGAGGCAAUGCCUACACCUGUGCCUGCGCAGAGAACUACGUCCAAUCUGGAAACGAUUGCAUACCGCGAUGCCCGGCAGGACAGAAUCCCUGUACUGCAGAAGACAAGUGCAUCCCAUGGUACAUGCAGUGCAAUGGAGUUGAGGACUGUAGAAGUGGCAAUGACGAAAUAGGCUGCCCUCCGCGAUCCUGCCAGCCAGGCGAGUAUCAAUGCAACGAUGGUUCCUGUUUGACAUCUAUCCUGUGGCUGUGUGAUGGUGACAGGGACUGCCCAGACAACAGCGAUGAAGGCACACAGGCCCAAUGCAGUACGACAGAAUGCACAGCCUGGCAAUUCAAAUGCGUGGAUUCGGGACAGUGCAUCAGUCGACGAUACGUUUGUAACAAACAUAAUAAUUGUGAUGAUGGCUCAGACGAAGCGGACUCAUUGUGCAUGACUCAUGAUUGCGUAGAGGGGUUUUUCACCUGUGACAAUGGCUACUGCAUUCCUGAGGAGUGGAAAUGUGAUCUGGACGACGAUUGUGGCGACGGAUCUGAUGAGCCUCACCGGGAAUGCCAGGAUACCCCCUGCCCACAUGGUUGGAUCAGGUGCCAGACCAACUACAGGUGUAUUCCAGAAUAUGCUCGCUGUAACACGUACGAUGAGUGCCGCGAUAACUCCGACGAAGUUGGUUGUGAGGCAGUAACCUGUGACCCCCUGGGCGAGUUUCGCUGCAACAAUGACCGUUGUAUCCCCCAGCGCUGGUACUGCGAUUUGGACGAUGACUGCGGGGACUUUUCCGAUGAACCGCGAGGCUGCGAGCCUCGUGCCUGCAGCGAGAGCGAGUUCCGAUGUGUCGAUAGAGGUCUGUGCAUCAGGAAUCGAUGGCGCUGCGACGGUAACCCAGACUGCAGUGAUGGCUCCGACGAAGAUGGAUGCGAUCCACUGGUAUGCGGGCCCGAUCAAUUCGAGUGCACCAUCGGAGGCUGUAUCGCUCGCAAUCUAACCUGUAAUGGCUAUGUUGACUGCGGAGAUCGCUCAGAUGAAAUCAACUGCGUUUGCUCUGCGGACCAGUUCCGAUGCGGCAACACGUUUUGUGUGCCUCUCGGUCAAGUAUGCGACACGUACGACGACUGUGGAGAUAACAGCGAUGAAUCGGUCGACGCCUGUCGCACUGUCGUUUGUGAACCCAACGCCAUCAUGUGUAUCGUUGAUAACCUUCUCAAGUGUUUGCCUGAACACAAACGCUGUGAUGGCAUUCAAGACUGCUUUGACAAUGAGGAUGAGCGAGAUUGUGCGACGGUCUGCACGGCAAAUACCUUCAAGUGUCAGAACGGCGAGUGCAUCAUGUGGGACAGAGUGUGCAACAUGCAGCAGGACUGCAGCGACAACUCAGAUGAGACAGCAUGCUACAAAACCCCGGUGGACUGUGAGAUGAGCACAUGUCAGAAGGAGUGUAUCACCCUGUCUAAUACUGCUAUCGUCUGCAGCUGUGGCCCAGGCUUUGUGGAAACGGCCAGUGGUUGCGAAGAUAUCAACGAGUGCUACCUCCACAAUCCCUGUGACCAAGUCUGCCGCAACACCAAGGGGGGUUACGAGUGUUCCUGCGCUGUUGGUUUCACAGACAGAGGUGUCCAUGGCAACGACUGCAAAGCCAAUGGUGACGUUGAGGUGAUUUUGUUUGGAGAUGGUUCAGAGUUACGCAAGUAUGUCUUGGAGCAGAACAGGUAUCAGGACAUCGUAGUGAACGAAGCGCGUAUCGACUCCGUGGACUUUGAUUUCAGCUCAGGCUCUGUGUACUUCACUGACUCACAGCUGCGUGCUGUCAAGAAAGUCGCGGUCGGCAACGAUAACGCCAUGGAAGCGCCGGAUAACCUGGGUCUUGACAAUGUGUACGCUCCCGUGGGUAUCGCUGUGGACUGGCUGGGAAAUAAUAUCUACUUCACGGAUCAAGGCCUACCCCCUGAUGCUCGUGAGAGACGUGCAGCAGCAGACAGAAGGCCUAAGGUGGUGGUAGCAGCCCUCCGAUCCCACCCAUACCAUGAGAAGACGCUUCACACGGCUACCAAGCCAUCGGCCAUCGCUGUCAACCCACGCAGAGGCUUGAUGUAUUGGACCGAUCUCGGCGUACCAGAGAGAGGCACCCGUCUAUUCAUGUCCUGGAUGAAUGGCGAGAACUAUAGCCCAGUCCAUGAAGCAGCCGGGAAACUAGACCAACCCACUGGGCUUUCCGUGGAUUACACUGGCAACGAUACCGUCUACUGGUGUGAUGCUCGCUCAGAUAAAAUAGGCUACAUCACGUAUGAUGGGUCAUACUUUGCCAUUCUCCAGGCCAGUGGCGGUCUCGGUAAUCCUUUCCAGCUAGACGUCUUUGGUAACCUCGUCUACUGGACUACUAGCAGCACCAGCGAACUGGGCAUGAUCAAGACCAUGAACAAGACCGGCGGGGACAUAACCGACUUUCUGUCUGGGAUCCAACGACCCACGGCCAUUAGGGUCUACCAAGAGCAACGCUACCCCCUGGAUGUGCCCAACCCGUGUGCGAGGAACCCAUGCCGGUAUCUGUGUCUGAUAGUGCCCCAGCUGAAGGGCAACGCUAUCACUAAAGGCUUUGAGUGCGCCUGCCCAUCCGGUGUGCCUGUGGAUCCCAAUCACUGCAAUGCCGAAACCACUGUGCCCCCUACGUGUGUGUGCCAAAAUGGAGGCAAAUGCAUGGUUGGUGGAGAGUGCGACUGCACAGGUACUAACUUCGCGGGAGCUAAUUGUGCUGAGCCCAAUCACAGUGGUCCUGGAGCAAGUACCGGUACAGCUGUUGGCUUGGCAGCGGGGCUCGCUGGGUUCAUCCUUAUUGCCAUCAUCCUCAUCAUCAUUCUGCUGCUUGUCUUCCUGAAGAAACGAAGGAAGUUUAAUGGACCUGUGACCUAUCGCGACGGGCAGAACGUUGACAUCAAUCCCCCACCGCCAGGCAGAGAUGUCGAACCAGCGAGCCACUAUGAGACCUCUCUGGCACCGCAUGCUCCAGUUACCUUCGAGAACCCCCACUAUGCCAACGCGAUCGGUGCAGUCGGCGCGGUCGGUGCUGACGGUGCCGUGGGCAUCCCGGAGAAGACCGUCCUGCCUUACGACCCGUCCCUGUACCAACCAGGCUACGAGGCGGGACCCUUACCCAAUAAGGAGGACCCAUCGGCCAUGGGCAUGCAGGCACACUUCCCAGAGCCCCCACCGGCCUACUCCCCAAACAACCCCCAACAACCACCGCCACAAGCCAAGGAUCCAGAAUAAGAAGGAUAGAUCAAAAAAGAUCUUGAUCAGCAAAAGGGGGUGUAAUUAUACUUGUCUUCAAAUACAUUUGAAUCAGCAAUCUUGAUCAGUCUAUUCUAUAUGGCAGUCAUAGUAUUAUCCUGAAAUGCGCAGUCUGUAAACCACCACGCCUAGCGCACGCUGUUACGAUUCAUGCACGUCCUGCUCCAUACACGUAUAAUACGAUAACUUCUGAAAAACAGACACAGCAUACGCUAUGUUACGAAUGCCUGUUCUGCUAGUAAUUAACGCGCAAGCAUCGUGCGACCGUCUCCUUGCAGCUGUGGACAAAUCAGGAAUUAAACAUACUGAAAAACUGCCAAAAUUGCCAUGUCCUCAGUUCAAGAUAUGUAUCACAACACAAGAGCUUCGUAUCCUGAUACGUUUUGAGCUUAGUGUCCUGAUACGUAUUAAUUUAAUAAAAACACUGUAUUAUUACACCCCUAAUCAAGGCAGCACUUUGUUACGUGGAGUUCUUAACUUCAAAAUCUGUUACGUUGGGGAGUCACAUUCCCUUCCAAACCCUAUUAAUGCGAGCACAAUUUCAGCAGGUUUUUAAAACAGAAAUACAUUGCAAUUUCACAUACUGUUUAUGAAGAAAUUCAAACUAAGUGUAAAGAUUCUGUGAUAUCAUAUGAGGGUAGAUCUAUUUUGUGAGAUUUUGCACUGUUGUGAGAACACGCUCUGAAAUUCUCAGACCAAAAAAAAAGAAAAGUUUAUACCGUUUCAUGGUUUCACUGAAUAUUUACACUUACUGCUGGCAUCCUCAUGCAAUUUUCAAACCUUCAAUUAAUCAGAAACUAGAUAACAGUUGUGUUCCGUUAUCAGUUACUCGUCUGUUCAUUAUGUUAAUUUUUUUUUAAAGUUUUGCUUGCUUGUUAGCUUGUUUUAUUUUUUCAUGGUGCACAUUCAUGAUCUUUGCAACUUUAUGAAAAAAGAGCAAAAGGGUUAAAUAACCAAGCGUUCUAAGCUACAGCUACGUUUAUGCACAUGUUGUAAUUAUUGAAGACCUGGACAAUAGCCCUAGCCAAGAGAUUUAGACACGGCUUAAAGCACCGUGCACUUCAUGUCACGAUUCUCUUGUUUCGUUGUGCAUGGUUUCUAAUAACAAAUUAUCAUCAACUGUACUUAGUUUUAUACUGCAAUAAAAAAUUGAGGACUUUCUAAUUUAAGGCAUGCUCCCACGAAACCGCAACAAAGUUACAGAAGUUUUGCACAAAGUGUACAUAAGUCAAUUUGGGGUGGGACAAACUAUUUUGAGGUUUUGGGAUUUUCUGAAUCAGAAACUAUAAAUCUACAACCUCCCAAAAUAUGAAUAUAAUCCAUCAAGAAGAAGUGUGUUUAUUGGUUGAUUUAGUACAAAAAAAAUGUGUGUAGAAAUGUAUACAAAAAGCAGUUUAAUACACAUUUUUAUCUCAUAAUUGGGUUUUAAGGUUUUAUCACUUCAUGCUUUCUCCCAGGCGUGAUAGGUCUUGGUACCUAUGAAAUCAUGUAUCAGUUUGACGAUGAAAACCUCAGGAACAACAAAAAACAGUUGUCAACUUUGUCCGGCUAACGCAGAUUUGUAAAAUUUGAGUAGACUUCAAGUGCCUUGCGGUAGGUGUUUUUGUUUUAUAUUUCAAAAAGUAGUAAGAAGUAUCGAGGUGUUAUUAUUCACGAGGUGUUAUUCACGAUUGAUGCCAGGUUCCAGAUUUCUUGAAAAAUGAAUCUGGAAAUUCAAUGUUAUAAUACAUUGCCAGGCUAACUGGCAGUUCAUAGCAUUGCUAUUUUUGUUUUAAAAAUAAAUAUUAUGCAAGUCAUAUCGAUCAAAGUUAUAUUUUGUUAGUGUUUUUAAUUGUUUAUUAGACAAGGUGUUAAUAAUAUUUUUUUGGAAAGCUUUUAAAGAUUAUUCAAGAGUUGUUCAUUAUUCAAUAUUUUUUUUAUCAAGGAGUGCUUAAUAUACACGUGCCUCAAUUGUAAAUUCAUUGAUUUUUAUGGAGCAUUUUUACCUUCUGGUGUGUGAGUAAACAAAAAGGGAAAUUUGCGUCUGAAAAAUGUAUAUUCAAUAUUGGGUUUUGCUCUUCACCCGCGUACUUCAGCCUUAAGCAGGAGGUCAUGGGUUCGAGUCCCACACAAGUAAGCUUGUGAAUUUUUUUCACGCAAGCCUUCAGACAACAUCGAGUAUACAGUGUUUAGAAAAUACGUCAUUGAAGGGCAAAACCCGAUAAUGAAAAAAGGGUAACUACCGUAGUAUAUUCUAAAACUUUGGAUAUUGUUGGGAUGAUGUAUUCUGAAGAUAUUGUAUUCUAGAAAAAUUCAAAAUCUUUAAAAAAAUUUAUCUGGCUUAUGAGAUACCUGGAUGCUAAUGUUCAAGAGACUUUUACAGAUGAACACUAUACAAUAGAAAAAGGUUAAAGAAUAAAGGGAGUGUUAUAAUUUAAAUUUUCUAGCAUAUAUCUACACAGAGAAAUAGUGUGUAUUUUCUCUCUUUUUUUUCUUCUAAAGAAUAGUUUUGCAGUGUAUGCAUAACCGAUUGCACAAAUGGUUUCCGACACUGUGUUUUUAAAAAAGGGACAAAAUAAAACUGUGUAAAGUUGCAUUUAGACAGAGAAUAUUUUUUUUUCUGUCGAAAAAGCUAGGUGUACUACACCACUGGAAGUUAAUGUGCACUUUAAAGAAUGCACAUCAUAGCUACAUUACGAGUUAGCAACACAUAGAACUGGUUUCUAUUUUGCAGCAAUAAUUUGUAACAUUUGUCAUUUUGAAUUUGGAAAAUAAGUUUUAAGUAAACUGCUUUCAAUCGUUAUUUGCAGCUUCUCUGUUUUCAUUGCGUGUAUUUUCCUGCUGUGUAUAUUUGGAUGAGUUUAAGGGGAGUUUAUGAACUAGUCUUUCAUAAUUUUAAAGCUUGACGAAUUUUUGUUAUAUAGAAAUUUAAGCAGUCAUUAUAGAUUUUUUUACUGAGAAAUGAUAUCCAUUUUGAAGAAGAGUAUGUACAUUUCAUGUAGAGCAAUAAAAUAUAUUUUUAGGAUACAGCAUAUUAGUACUUAGUGUAAAUCAAAACUUUUAAAUUUCAUAUUUGGAUGUAAAUGUUGAUGUACAAUUAUGAAAACUAUAUUUCGAAGGUUUCUUUUUGUUUACGUGGCUUCUUUUCUAGAGGUGUAUAAUUUCAGCAAAAUAAAACAAAAAUGUUUUUAUCGCA
Messenger RNA from Patiria miniata (bat star), 8893 nucleotides. Its product is annotated as low-density lipoprotein receptor-related protein 2-like. Lineage: Eukaryota; Metazoa; Echinodermata; Asteroidea; Valvatida; Asterinidae. The record is from RefSeq and is a predicted model, not a curated record. Gene Ontology annotation, molecular function: calcium ion binding; protein binding.